Macadamia integrifolia is the source of this 2393-nucleotide messenger RNA. RefSeq names its product U-box domain-containing protein 19-like. The record is from RefSeq and is a predicted model, not a curated record. Gene Ontology annotation, cellular component: cytoplasm; nucleus. Bases 103 to 2157 code for a protein of 684 amino acids. Gene Ontology annotation, biological process: protein ubiquitination. Lineage: Eukaryota; Viridiplantae; Streptophyta; Magnoliopsida; Proteales; Proteaceae. The transcript has a single exon. Gene Ontology annotation, molecular function: ubiquitin-protein transferase activity; protein binding.
CUUCACCGAUCUGAAUUCAAGAAUCGUAUUGUAAUCUCCUGAAAAAGUUUUUCUUUUGGUCAAGAAUCUCUCUUUGUUGUUUCAAUUCCAAAAAAAAGUCCGAUGAUCCAAAACAGUGACGACACAAAUCGCCGGAUCUUGAGAUUUCCGGCAGUUCAUCCCUGUCAAUCAGUCUCCCCAAGAACCCUUCUUCUUGAUCUCAUCUCUCUCUCUCGUAACAUAUGUGAUUACAAGUCGAAGGUGUUCGCUACCCAGAAAAGGAAUGCAAGAGAAGCGAUUCGUCAAAUUAGAAUUCUUCUUAUCUUCUUCGAAGAAAUUCGUGACCGCCAUGAUUCAGCUUUGCCUGAUUCUGUUAGGCUCUGUUUCUCAGAGCUGCAUCUUACUCUCCAGAAGCUCCGGUUCUUGUUGGAAGAUUGUACCCGUGAAGGAGCUCGGGUUUGGAUUCUGAUGAAGUGCGAACGAGUAUCGACGGAAUUCAGAGUUCUAAUCAGGACGAUAGCUACGGCUCUGGAUGUGCUUCCUUUGUGUUCGAUCGAUGUUUCCAGUGAAGUUCGAGAAUUGGUCGAAUUAGUGGCCAAUCAGGCUUUCAAGGCGAAAUUUGAUGUCGACCCAGAUGAUGAAAGGGCAGCGAAAGGUGUUCUUGCCAUUUUAAAUCAGUUCGAGAGCAAGAUCGUUCCUCAUUGGAUCGAUGUUAGACGGGUUCUUGACUACCUCAAGAUUCGAAGCUGGAGCCAGUGUAAUAAGGAGAUCAAGUUCUUGGACGAAGAGAUUGAUUCGGAAAGCUCCAAAGGGGAGGAGAGGGAGUUUAUGCUUCAGAGUAGUCUAAUGGGUUUCAUGUGUUACUGUCGAGUCGUAAUUUUCGAUGUUGUGGAUUGUCGAAGUAACAAUCGUUCCGAUUUCAGAUGCAAUGGGGAGGUGCUCAGUUGCUUGAAUCCGGAGGAUUUCCGAUGCCCAAUCUCUCUGGAGCUCAUGGUUGAUCCAGUGACCAUAUCUACAGGCCAUACUUAUGAUCGAUCUUCAAUCCUUAAAUGGCUCAAAUCCGGAAACUUCACCUGUCCCAAAACAGGGGAGAAGCUAACGUCUACGGAACUGAUCCCUAAUUCAACUCUGCGCAAGCUUAUCCAGAAGUUCUGUUCCGAUAAUGGAAUUCCAAUUGCUGAACCUGGCAGCAGGAGUCGUGACAUAACAAGAACAGUUCUUGCGGGCAGUAACGCAGCUGCAGAAGCCAUGAAUCAGCUCGCCAGAUAUCUUGCCCCCAGGCUUGAAGUCGGAACAGGGGAAGAGAAGAACAAAGCCGCUUAUGAGAUCCGUUUGCUCUCAAAAUCCAGUAUUUUCAACAGGGCUUGCUUCGCGGAAGCCGGUACGAUCCCUCCUCUACUGGUUUUACUUUCUUCCAUUGACCCAUCAAUCCAAGAGAAUGCAAUUGCUGCCCUAUUAAAUCUGUCAAAGUAUUCCAAGUGCAAGACAGAGAUUGUCGAGAAUGGUGGGUUGAGAUUGAUUCUGGAUGUUCUAAGCAGAGGUUUGAAGAUGGAUUGUCGCCAAAUCGCAGCUGCUACUCUGUUUUAUCUUUCUUCAGUGGAAGAGUACAGGAUCUUGAUAGGAGAAACACCAGAAGCAAUCCCCUCCUUGGUGAACCUGAUUAGGGAGGGGAAUCCAAGAGGAAAAAAGAAUGCUGUGGUUUCGAUUUUCGGGCUUCUUCUCUACCCAGGGAACCAUGAAAUGGUGAUUGAAGCAGGGAUAGUCCCAUCGCUGGUUGAUCUUCUCACAUCUUCAGAAAGAGAAGAUCUUGUUACUGAUUCUCUAGCAGUUCUAGCAAGGUUAGCCGAGAAACCCGAUGGGACGAUUGUGAUCCUCGGGACCUCAGCUUUACCUCAUCUGAUUAGGAUUUUAAACUCCUCCACAUCUAGAGUAGAGAAGGAGUAUUGCGUUUCAUUGUUGCUCUCCUUGUGCAAUAAUGGCGGGGCAGAGGCGAUGUCGAUCUUGCAGAGCACCCCUUCCCUUAUGGCAUCCUUGUAUUCUCUACUCACAGAUGGCACCUCUCGUGCUAGUAAGAAGGCUAGUUCACUCAUCAGCAUCCUCCAUGAAUUCCACAGUUCUAGUUCCACUGGAUUGUUGGCUCCAGAGGUACCUCAAGAACGAUUUGUUCACGUACGUUGAUCCAAUUUUGUUCCAUUUAUUCUUUUUUCAAGCAUCUGUGUAAAUAUCGAUGCUUUUUCUUUUUUUCUUCCAUUGAAGAAAGUUACAUUAGCUCAGUUUUUUCAAGAGCUAAAUAUGGAGUCACAGUUUCUGAUUAUGAAGCUAUGUACACCACAUAUAUGUACUUAUACAGUUGUGUAUUCUGAUAUAUUUGUUGUAUUAAAGCAAAUAAAGGUGUGUUACAGAGUUAAGAUCCA